Molecule: messenger RNA, 2401 nt
Organism: Asparagus officinalis (garden asparagus)
Lineage: Eukaryota; Viridiplantae; Streptophyta; Magnoliopsida; Asparagales; Asparagaceae
Exons: 9
Coding region: 161-2230 (689 amino acids)
Source: RefSeq, a predicted model, not a curated record
UCUCUCUUCCCUCAUAAAUUCCCACUCUCGAGAGCCCAUCCCUCUCUCGUUCCAAACUCGAAACAAAUCGAAGCAAUGGCCUUCGCAAAAGAUCCAAACCUCGAUCACUGAAACCCUAGUUUUUUCUCUGUGGAAAAUCUGAGAGCUUUUUAACUCCAAGAUGGCGAUGAUGAGCAAGACGAAGGAUUUGUUUGAGGGGAUAAUGAGGGAGGGAUCUUUCAAGUGGGCGAUCAGUCGAAGGACUUCGUUCGAUGAGGAGUUUGAGGAGAUGGGACGCUCUCCUUCGGGUAAAAGGAAGUCGAUUCCAGAACUCUCGCCGAUAGCUAACGUGAUUGUUGGUCGAUGCUCCAAAAUUCUGAAUGUUUCUACGGAGGAACUACAACGCAACUUUAAUUUAGAAGCAUCAGAGACUAUAAAGAUUCCCUCAGUUUAUGCAAGAAACUUCUUGGAGUAUUGCUGUUUUAGAGCCCUUGCUGCAUCAACACAAGUAACUGGACAUCUUGCUGAUCUGAAGUUUCGGCGUCUUACAUUUGAUAUGAUGCUAGCCUGGGAAGCUCCUGCUGCGAGUCAAGCUUCAAUUAAGGUGGAUCGUGACAGUACUGUUGGGAUAGAGGCUUUUUCUCGAAUAGCCCCAGCAAUACCCAUCAUAGCAGAUGUUAUAACAUGUUCAAAUCUUUUUGAUGUACUUACACAUUCUACUGGAGGUCGACUUUCAUUCACUGUCUAUGAUAAGUACCUUGGAGGACUGGACAGGUCCAUAAAGAAAAUGAAGACUCAAACAGAAUCUUCUCUUCUUUCCGCUUUUCGGUCACAUAGAGGGGAAAGGAUCCUUGAAAUGGAUGGCACUUUGACCACUCAACCAGUACUCGAACAUGUAGGAAUCUCUACAUGGCCUGGAAGAUUAACAUUGACGGAUCAUGCUCUUUAUUUUGAAGCAUUAAAAGUUGUGACUUAUGACAAGGCAAAAGUAUAUGAUCUUGCCGAUGAUUUAAAGCAGGUUAUCCGGCCUGAGCUGACUGGUCCUUGGGGUUCACGCCUUUUCGACAAGGCAGUUAUGUAUAAAUCCACAUCCUUAUCAGAACCAGUCAUCAUGGAGUUUCCUGAGCUUACAGGGCAUUCUCGUCGUGACUAUUGGUUAGCCAUUAUUCGAGAAAUUCUUUAUGCUCAUAGAUUCAUUAGGAAGUUUCGGAUUGUGGGCGUUGAGAGGGAAGAGACACUAUCUAAGGCUGUAUUAGGCAUUCUUCGAUUGCAAGCUGUUCAAGAUUUAGUCUCUUCAUUGCCUGUAAAAUGCGAAGCUCUUCUCAUGUUCAAUCUUUCUGAUGAGCUUCCUGGUGGCGAUUUAAUAUUAGAAACUCUUGCUUCCAUGGCACUCUCUAGGGGAUGGGAUCAGACCAAUAAUUCCAAUUCGAGGAAUGGAAUGCAUUCAAUAUCUGCGUUGACAAUUUUGUCUAAUCUGGGGGUUAUGUCACAAGGUAGUGAUGAUGGAAAACUCCUUGUUGGUGAGAUACUUGUUGGGGAAAUGACCUCCCUAGAAAGGGUUGUUAAUGAAUCUAGGAACAAUUAUAAAAUGGUAGAGAAAGCGCAAGCCACAGUUGAUGGGGUCAAAGAAGAUGGGCUUGACACCAAUUUGGCCGUUCUGAAGGAGUUGCUAUGUCCUAUGGUGGUGCUGGGAAAGAAGCUUACCUUUCUGGCAUCUUGGGAGGAUCCAUUCAAGUCUUUUGUAUUUUGUUCUUUGUCUAGUUUCAUCAUUUUCAGGGGGUGGUUGGGUUAUGUACUUGCUGCAGCACUCCUCUUUGUUGCAAUCUUCAUGCUGCUCACUAGAUAUUGUAAUCAAGGAAGGCCGAUCGAUCAGGUUAAAGUUGUGGCCCCUCCACCAAUGAAUACCAUGGAGCAGCUCUUGGCUGUUCAGAAUGCUAUUUCACAGGUUGAGGAGUUUGUUCAGGAUGCUAAUAUCGUUCUUUUGAAGAUAAGAGCUCUGCUGCUUGCUGCCCCUUCCCAGGCAACAGAUAGAGCUAUACUAGCACUGGUUUUACUGGCCUUGAUCACAGCCUUCCUACCUAUCAAAUGGUUAAUCCUUCUGACAUUUCUUGAGACAUUCACGAGAUACUCACCUCCAAGAAGGCUGAGCACUGAAAGAUGGACGAGAAGAAUGAGAGAGUGGUGGUUCAGCAUACCGGCAGCUCCAGUGGUUCUGAAUCGAGAGAGCAAAGAAGACAAGAAGAGGAAGUGAACCCUUUGUUGUAUAUAAGACAAGAAGAGGAAGUGAACCCUUUGUUGUAUAUACUGUACGUUGAAAAUGUAUCAAUAUGUACUUAGAAAUAGGCUUUGUUCAUGUUAUCAUAGAGAUAUGUUCACAAUAAUGCAUUUAUUUUAACCUUAUAUCGUGUUUCUUUUGUGUUAA